GAGUAAGCAGUUUGAGUUGUGUGGGCUCUGCUAUUCCUUUCCACGGGCGCAGUCGGUAACGGUUAGAGGUGCCAGGAGGAGGAGGGAGCCGGGAGGCUGUGUCAAUCAGAGCCAGGGGAGGUGUGACAAGGGCUGCAUCAAGAGAAACAAAGUGAUUUAACUCCUAAAUGGCAGUGAAUUGAGCAGUGAAACCUGAGAAGCAUGAAGCAUUAAGCCAAAGUUGUUUAGUUGAACUCCAAGAUGGGUAAGAAGAGUAGAGUGAAGACUCAGAAGUCUGGGAGUGGAGCCACAGCGGCCGUUUCCCCAAAAGAAAUGAUGAAUUUGAUUGGUGAACUGUUACAGAAGUGCAGCAACCCUAACUCCAUACCUGGGAAAGAGUGGGAAGAGUAUGUACAAAUCCGAAGCCUUGUGGACAGAAUCCGCAAAAAGCAGAAAGGUUUAUCUGUUAUAUUUGAUGGGAAAAGGGAAGAUUAUUUUUCUGAACUAUUAGAAUGGGCCUCUGAGAAUGGUGCAUCGACCGAUGGCUUUGAAUUAGCAGAGUUUCCAGAUGAAGGCUUCGGUUUGAAAGCUACCCGAGAAAUAAAGGCAGAAGAGUUGUUUCUUUGGGUUCCUAGAAAGUUGUUAAUGACUGUGGAAUCGGCUAAGAACUCAGUGCUGGGCUCCCUUCACUCACAAGACCGGAUUUUACAAGCCAUGGGCAAUAUCACUCUGGCAUUCCACCUGCUGUGUGAAAGAGCAGAUCCCAACUCCUUCUGGCUUCCAUACAUCAAAACUCUCCCCAGCGAGUACGACACCCCGUUGUAUUUUGAGGAGGAUGAAAUCCAGUAUCUCCAGUCCACACAAGCCAUACUUGAUGUCUUCAGCCAAUAUAAGAAUACGGCUCGGCAGUAUGCCUAUUUCUAUAAAGUUAUUCAAACCCAUCCAAAUGCCAGCAAGCUGCCGUUGAAGGAUGCCUUUACUUUUGAUGACUACAGAUGGGCAGUUUCUUCAGUCAUGACGAGACAGAAUCAGAUUCCAACUGAGGAUGGAACUCAUGUAACCCUUGCUUUAAUCCCACUCUGGGAUAUGUGCAAUCACACCAAUGGUUUGAUAACUACUGGUUACAAUUUAGAAGAUGACCGAUGUGAGUGUGUAGCAUUGCAGGACUUUAAGGCUGAGGAGCAGAUUUACAUCUUUUACGGCACCCGGUCAAAUGCUGAAUUUGUGAUCCACAAUGGCUUCUUCUUCGAAAACAAUUCACACGACCGAGUGAAAAUAAAGCUGGGCGUCAGUAAAAGCGACCGGUUGUAUGCAAUGAAGGCUGAAGUCCUAGCCAGAGCCGGCAUACCAACCUCCAGUGUAUUUGCUCUUCACAUCACAGAACCUCCAAUUUCUGCCCAAAUGCUGGCUUUCCUUCGGGUUUUCUGCAUGAGUGAGGAUGAACUGAAAGACCAUCUGAUAGGAGAACGCGCCAUUGAUAAAAUCUUUACCCUUGGGAAUUCCGAGUUUCCAGUGAGCUGGGACAAUGAGAUUAAACUAUGGACAUUCCUCGAAGCCAGAGCUUUGCUUCUAUUAAAGACCUAUAAAACCACCAUAGAGGACGAUAAACAUAUUUUGGAGCAAGAAGACCUGUCCUUUCAUGCAGCAAUGGCUGUUAAGCUAUGCCUCGUGGAAAAGGAGAUAUUGGAAAAGGCCGUAAAAAGUGCAUCUAAUAAUCGGAGGUUGUACAGUAAGAAUUUGGAGGAUAACGUUCCACUUCCAAAAUAUGAGGAGAGCAACAUUGCUUUUCUAGAAAACAAUGUGGUGGAUUCUAAACUUCCCGUGGUGCUGAGAAAUCUAGAGGACGGUGGUGCGGGAGAUCAAGAAGAGGAGCUAAAAAUAUAUGACGUCUUCACUGUCUCUUCAGUCAAUGAGAACGGCUAUAUGAACAGAAAGCACUCUCUGUCUAAUGGGACCAAGUCUGAAAUUGAGAAUGUCCCUGGAGAAAAAGACAGCAGUGUAACAGAGAACACCAAAGACCUUCUGUCUGAAAACACUGAAGAGGCAAAAGUGCAAUUGUAGCUAUCUGGACUUUACAAAGAGAAUAAAACUGGCAGAAGUUUAUGAUAUGUUCUAGCGUUGGCGUAUUUCUCUGUUAACAUUUCUGCGGAAAGAAAUUAUUGCUGCUUUUUUUUUUUUUUUUUUUCUUCUUUUUUUUUUUUAUUAUUAAUUUAAAAAGUGUAGCAUUUGUCGUUAUAGAGUAUUGGCUGACAUAGUGGAAAUUUGAAAUUUAAAAUAUCCCCAUCUCCAGUUUCUGUUUUCUAUUUAUUUAGGUAUUUUAUUUGUUUCUAAUCUAAGAUUUUCGAUUUUUUUUUUUUUAUUAUUAUUUUUUUUUUUUUUUUUUAUAUAUAUUCCUCACGUAUGUUUGUGAAGGUGAUGGACUAUACAGUUCAAAUGUGAUUUACAAAACAAACCUACAUCUUUUCUUUUUUUUUAAUAGUAGUGUUUUAUUUCUUUAGACGUUUUAAAAAUUUUAUUUGAAAGAAAAAAUAGUAUUGCUUAUUAGAAACGGAGACAGAGGUUGUUGGUUUAAUUUAAUAUAUAUGUUUAUGUACAUAUAUAAAUAUUUUAAAGCAGUCUCUCUAGACACAAUCAGUUAAUUGGCAUUCGGAGGCAUACGGGUCCACACAAUAGCUUUAGCCAGUUCAGUAUUGGAGGGCUUAGUAAUGUUUUGCAAAGAUCCUUCCGAGAUGUAAAGGCGGUCAGAUAUUCUCAGAAAGGUUGCUUCUCAAUUCUUCAGGUUUACACAAUGGCAAGAUCUUUUCAAAGCUACACCUUUUUUUUUUUUCCUGAAAUCAUAAUUAAAAGAAACAUGAAUUA
Molecule: messenger RNA, 2838 nt
Organism: Pelobates fuscus (common spadefoot toad)
Lineage: Eukaryota; Metazoa; Chordata; Amphibia; Anura; Pelobatidae
Gene: SETD3
Product: SET domain containing 3, actin N3(tau)-histidine methyltransferase
Exons: 14
Coding region: 241-2040 (599 amino acids)
Biological process (GO): actin modification; peptidyl-lysine monomethylation; peptidyl-lysine trimethylation
Molecular function (GO): protein binding; protein-L-histidine N-tele-methyltransferase activity; protein-lysine N-methyltransferase activity
Source: RefSeq, a predicted model, not a curated record